GUCCCUGGAUGUGUGCCCCGCAGAAGUCGGGCAGCAGUUCCUGGUUCGUGUGGUUACGCUAGAGAGAAGCCGACCUGGUUCAUCUGGUUACGCUAGAGAGCAGCUGACCUUGCCCCGUGGAUGGCGCGAGUUAUGGGCGGCCGACCUUGACCCCGGGGAUGGCGCGGGUUGUGGGCGGCCGACCUUGCCCCGGGGAUGGCACGGGUUGUGGGCGGCCGACCUUGCCCCGGGGAUGGCGCGGGUUGUGGGCGGCCGACCUUGCCCCGGGGAGGGCGCGGGUUGUGGUCGUCACCUGAUUUCUCCAGACUUCUCCCUGCUGGGACGAGGAGUCAGCUCCCAGGCCAAUUGGAUUAUUGGGGCACUUCGGAGCCACCAUGCAGGUCUUGAGGAGCCUCAGCCUUGGCUGUAGUAUUUGUAGACUGGCAUUUAGAAACUCGGUGUGGCUGAGACCGCAGCCCAGGAGGCUGUGACCUGCGGCAGCCGCCCCCCUGUCUGCCCGCACGGUCGUGGGUCUGGUUCCUCCUGCAGUGUGUUUGCGUGAUUUUUUUUAUUGCGGCGUCUGACCUUCUUUUGUCUCUUUAGUCAUCUAAAGAGAUGUUUAAAAGGAAAAUGGUCUAGUGUGUGCUGUGCACACCGUAGCCCAGGGCCUAAGAGGAGCGUCUUGUGAAGGAGCGGUACUGGCUGGCUCAGGUCCCUUCUCGGAGUGACUCCUGGCAGAGCAGAGCAGUCCUCAGCCCUCCUUAACAGGCGCGUCCAGCCAGCCCUGCGUCGGGGCGUGAGUGCGCUUUAGCUCGCGGCAGUCGGCGGAGGGGUCCUUGUGAAAUCUCCUCUGGCCCCCUGUCCCGAGGCACCUGUGUGUGUCUUGAGUAUUUCCUCUUCAUCCUUCACGUGUCCCUGACAGCUGAACGCGCAAGCCAGCUUCCGUCUGCCGAGAGAGAAGGGCGGGAUUCGCCCCAUGAGCUCAGUCUGUCUUCAUUUGACACUGACAGUCUCAGCCACUAGUUCUAAUGCUUGCGUUUCUGUGUUCUGCUUUUUAAUGUUUUUGUAAGAGAAGAGCAAAAUCAGCUAGUUUGUUUGCCCAGACACUUUGCUCUGUGGAUACAGAUGUUUUGGCCGACAGAGAGCACCAGCGCUCGCUGGCUUUCAGCGCCUGUCAGCAGGCAGAAGCCGUUUCCCUAUCUGGAAGGCACGUCUGGGUGUCCACACGGCACGGCCAAUAGUGCGCAGCGUGCAGAGCCGGGCCGGGAGAAGGCCCGGCCAUGCCCAGCUGCCCCCCACUCUCCCCGGCCUUGGGCUUGAGAGGGUACCUGUCCUGGCUUAGUCACCUGGAAACCAAAAUCCUUUGCAGCUUCCAGAAUUUUCCAGUACAGGAGGAGAAGCCGUCCACGUUCAGAGCCGCCUUAGACGGUUUGCCUGUCACCGGCAUUCCUGGACCUGGAAACGGGUGCCCCCAGCCAGGCCGCGGACCACUGUGUGCCCAGAAUUCUCCUCCCGUCCUUUUUCCCCUUGCCCGGCUCCCAGCUGCCCAGGGAAGAAAGGAGCCGGCCGCAAGGCGCAGUCCAAACCAGGCCGGGGGCCGUGACCAUUGGCAGUGCCCCCCAGAGCAGGUUUCUCAUGCAGGAAUAUGGGUCACUGCCUUCCAGGGAGUCCUUUUUUUCUUCUGGUUUCUAAGUGGCCACCUCUUGCUUUACCUCAGAUAGAAGCAUCCAGAACGCUGUAGUAUCGGCAAAAGCAGAAGCCGGUGUGGUGCUUGCUCAGGGUCGGUGCAUGCGGUUCUGCCCAUGGCCCCACUGGCGGCAUCGUGAGGCCGGGUGUGUCUGGGAGCUUGUUUUUCCAGAGUGCCCUGUGCCAGACAGCUCCCGGCCUCCUCUGAGUCAGUCACGGCCCUGCGGGACUGGAACUAGGACGGCCGGUCACAGAGUCAGUGGUCCUGUCGAGGCUCCUGCUGUGGUGUUGGGGUACAUGUCCCAGAGCAAGCACGCGGAGGCCCGGGAGCUCAUGUACUCGGGAGCCCUGCUCUUCUUCAGCCAUGGCCAGCAAAACAGUGCAGCAGACUUGUCCAUGCUGGUCCUGGAGUCCCUGGAGAAGGCGGAAGUGGAGGUGGCUGACGAGCUGCUGGAAAAUCUGGCUAAAGUGUUCAGCCUGAUGGACCCCAACUCUCCUGAGCGCGUGGCCUUUGUGUCCAGAGCCCUGAAGUGGUCCAGUGGGGGCUCCGGGAAGCUGGGCCACCCCCGGCUGCACCAGCUGCUGGCCCUCACCCUGUGGAAAGAACAAAACUAUUGUGAGUCGAGGUAUCAUUUUCUGCACUCAGCGGACGGGGAGGGCUGUGCCAACAUGCUGGUGGAGUAUUCCACGUCCCGCGGCUUCCGCAGCGAGGUGGACAUGUUCGUGGCCCAGGCCGUGCUACAGUUUCUCUGUUUAAAAAACAAAAGUAGCGCAUCGGUGGUCUUCACGACGUACACCCAGAAGCACCCAUCCAUCGAGGACGGGCCUCCGUUUGUGGAGCCGCUGCUUAACUUCAUCUGGUUCCUGCUGCUGGCUGUGGACGGUGGGAAGCUGACGGUGUUCACUGUGCUGUGUGAGCAGUACCAGCCAUCCCUCCGGCGGGACCCGAUGUACAACGAGUACCUCGACCGCAUAGGACAGCUGUUCUUUGGCGUCCCGCCCAAGCAGACGUCUUCCUACGGGGGCCUGCUCGGGAACCUUCUGACCAGCCUCAUGGGCUCCUCAGAGCAGGAGGAGGGGGAGGAGAGCCCCAGCGACGGCAGCCCCAUCGAGCUGGACUGAACAGGCCGGGCCACGUGGAGACACCACGGUCGACGACGGCUCGAGGGACGUUUCAGAGGCGAGUCCUGGGUGGCUCCUCGCCUUGGGGGCUCCUGGCCCUGAGGCUGGCGGUGGCCGCAUGCCGGCGCGUGUCUGUUUCUGUGCGGCGGCUCAGGGUGGCGCGGCUGCCGCUCGCUGUGCUGCUGGGACCCAAGAGUGGGGCGUCGCCCCUGCUGGCCGCCACGUCCCCCGAGAUUGACCCACAAUAAAGCACAGGCCUUACCGCGGCGUCACCCUCUCCCACUCCUUUGUUCUGGGUCCUUUCGGGAGGGCUGAUGGGCGGCACAGGAGGCCCGUCCUCAGGGGGGCUGCGCACAUCACGCUCCUUGCCGGGCGUCCAGCACAGCUGCGGUCACCAAAGCAGGUGCUGGCCCUCGGACCUGAGAGCCCAGCCAGGGCCCAUGUGGUCUGCAAAUGGGAGCGGCUGUUUUUGAACACGGGGUCAUUCUGCAGUCACGACGAACCGGUCCCCGUCGCAGACGGAGCGCACGUGCCCUGCGCCAGCCACAUCCUCACGCUCGGUGGAGGGACGCGUGCGGCGGGACGGUGCCCACGGGUACUUGCAGCUGUGUCCCAUGUGGCAUCCCAGAGCUGCGCCCUGCUGGUCUCUGUGAGCGCCACGCUGCUGUGCUGGAAAUGCCAUUUUAAAAAGGGAUACCGUGGGACUCUGCCCGUGUCUUUCAUGACGCAAUAUUUAUUUGUAUUGGGUGAUGAUGAUUGAUUCUUUCGACCUAACAUUUUAGGUUUUAACCAAAUAACCGGUCCAGGAGUGAGCAGCUCCGUUCUGUCACAGAUGCUACUCCAAAUGUUACCAGAACAAUGACAAAAGGGGAGACGCUCUAUUUUUUCACAGUUAAAUGACAGUUGUAGAUGGAUACGCAGUUGUGCAUGGGAAGGGGAAACGCACAGCUUUAUUUACUGUAAAGUGGAAUUUAAGGAAGGCUUGUGUGAACCGUUGCGCAUAAAUAAACCCUUUCUACCGGGC
Gorilla gorilla gorilla (western lowland gorilla) is the source of this 3811-nucleotide messenger RNA. RefSeq names its product guided entry of tail-anchored proteins factor 4 (gene GET4). Bases 1768 to 2787 code for a protein of 339 amino acids. Gene Ontology annotation, molecular function: protein binding. Lineage: Eukaryota; Metazoa; Chordata; Mammalia; Primates; Hominidae. The record is from RefSeq and is a predicted model, not a curated record. The transcript has 9 exons. Gene Ontology annotation, biological process: protein insertion into ER membrane. Gene Ontology annotation, cellular component: BAT3 complex; cytosol.